AUGAAGCAGAAGCUGGAUGAAGAGGGUAACAAGUGCAGCAUCCUCUCCAAGCAGCAGAAGUUCAACGAGCACUGCUGCAUUCGCUGCUGUUCCCCUUUCACGUUUCUUAUCAACAGCAAGCGACAGUGCCAAGAUUGCAAGUACAACAUCUGCAAGAGCUGCAGUUCUUACCAGAAGAAGGAGAAGGCCUGGAUUUGCAGUGUCUGCCAGCAGGCAAGACUCCUAAGGACCCAAUCUCUGGAUUGGUACUACAAUAAUGUGAAGAGCCGUUUUAAAUGUUUCGGAAGUGCCAAAGUCCUGAAGAACUUAUACAGGAAGCACAGACUGGAAAGUGGAGCUUGUCCUGAUAUAGUAGAAGGAGAAUUUUUUGAAGGAAGCUUAGAAAAUGAAGGAAGCAUUUGUGGCAGUGACUCUACAUUCUACAGACAGACAGAAGGACACAGCAUGAUGGAUACCCUUGCUGUGGCCUUACGUGUUGCAGAGGAAGCAGUGGAAGAAGCUAUUUCUAAGGCAGAGACCUACAGUGACAGCCUGGACAAGCAGAACGAAGCUUGUUAUUUGCAAGAACACAAGGAGGACCUCAUAGAAGAGCUGGCUACAACCAUCGUACAGAAGAUUAUAAAGAAGCAGAAAAGCAAAACUGAGCAGACUGAAGCUGACUUUGAAUGGCCACCAUCCAGGAGCAGUGGCCUGGCAUCUGUUGCUGUCUCCGAUCAGAGUAUGCUGACUUUUCCAGGGAGUCGCAGGGGGUCCUACACUUUGUGGAGGUCUCAGUCUGCAUUCUCCCUGGCGAGUGAAGAUAUGCCCAGUAAAGGUCUAGACCCUGCGUCUUCUGUGACUGAGGCUCUUUGGCGGCAGCAAAAAGGACAGUUCAGGAAACAGAAGGAACGCAAGCUUUCUGCAUUACCCAGCUGGAAAAGUGUGGACAGGCUAAACGAAACAA
Molecule: messenger RNA, 943 nt
Organism: Tinamus guttatus (white-throated tinamou)
Lineage: Eukaryota; Metazoa; Chordata; Aves; Tinamiformes; Tinamidae
Source: RefSeq, a predicted model, not a curated record